Messenger RNA from Balaenoptera musculus (blue whale), 603 nucleotides. Its product is annotated as small nuclear ribonucleoprotein G-like. The coding region runs from base 397 to 603 and encodes 68 amino acids. The record is from RefSeq and is a predicted model, not a curated record. The transcript is spliced from 2 exons. Gene Ontology annotation, cellular component: U1 snRNP; catalytic step 2 spliceosome; U12-type spliceosomal complex. Gene Ontology annotation, molecular function: RNA binding. Gene Ontology annotation, biological process: mRNA splicing, via spliceosome. Lineage: Eukaryota; Metazoa; Chordata; Mammalia; Artiodactyla; Balaenopteridae.
UGGCCAUUGUUUGGUACGGACUCAUUUCCAAAUGGUGUACAGUCUUUACAGUUUCUAAGGACAAGAAUUAAAAUAUUCUUUUAUAUAAAUAUAUAUAUACACACACACACACCAAUUGCCAGUCCAUCACCUGUUUUUGUGCAGGCUGGGACCUAAGAAUGGCUUUUACAUUUUUAAACAAUUGAAAAAGAUCUGUUACCCAUGUGACAACAUGUGAAAAUCGUGAAAUUCACAUUUCAGUGUCGACAAAUGAAGUUUUAGUUGAACACAGCCACACUCAUUCAUUGUCUAUGGAUGCUUCCUUGCUACAACUGCAAAGUUGUGUAGAGACUGUGUGGCUCACAAAGCCUAAAAAGUUAUCCUCUAGAGGAAACUUUGAGCUGCUGGGCAGAUACCAUGAGCCAAGCUCACCCUCCCUAUUUAAAAAAAUUUAUAGAAAAGAAGUUGUCAUUGAAAUUAAACUGUGGCAGACAUGUCCGAGGAAUACUGUGGAGAUCUGAUCCCUUUAUGAGUCCUGUGGUAGAUGAAUGUGUGGAGAUGGUAACUAGCGGGCAACAGAAAGAUACCAGAAUGGUGGUAAUACGAAUAGUAUCAUCAUGUUAG